AUGUGACAUUUAGCUCAGUUUUUUGACAUUUUAUUUCACCAAAUUUAAAGGAAAAAAAUAUUUAAUUCUUGCAAGGUUUUAAUUUACCUUUUAAAGUAUAAAAAUAAUCAAUAAUUCUAAAUGAGACAUCAAUUGUUUCUUGCUCGUACCGUUUUGGUACAAAAUAACAAUGUCGAAGAAGCAUGUCGUUUGCUAAAUAGAAUUCUAGGAAAGGAAGAAAUAUUCGAUCAAUUCCGGCGAACACGCCGCUAUGAGAAACCCUUCCAAGUUCGUCGUAGGGUGAAUUUCGAAAAGUGCAAAUCUAUUUACAAUGAAGACAUCAACAGAAAAAUUCAAUUUAUUUUGAGGAAGAACCGUGUCGAACCGUUCCCUGGUUGCAGUUAAAAUGUUAGUUAUACAAAAAGAGUUGUAAUGUUUAUUUGAUUUGUUUAUUAAAUAUUAUAGAAUUAAUACAAA
Molecule: messenger RNA, 456 nt
Organism: Episyrphus balteatus (marmalade hoverfly)
Lineage: Eukaryota; Metazoa; Arthropoda; Insecta; Diptera; Syrphidae
Gene: mRpS21
Product: 28S ribosomal protein S21, mitochondrial
Exons: 2
Coding region: 121-384 (87 amino acids)
Biological process (GO): translation
Cellular component (GO): ribosome
Molecular function (GO): structural constituent of ribosome
Source: RefSeq, a predicted model, not a curated record